AGCAGGGCGCCAAACUCAAAGCGCAAGAUGGCGUCGGAGAGCCUCUUCAGCCAGUUGGUGGCCGUGCAGGUGAAAUGCCAGGGCUGCGAGGAGAGACGAAUAAAGGUCCGAGUGAGUGUUGAAAUGCAAUCAACAACAAAUCCCAUUCAUAGAAAGGAUUUAGUUGUUCGGCUAACUGAAGAUUCAGAUCCCUUUUUCCUGUAUAAUCUUGUUAUUUCUGAGGAAGAUUUUCAAAGUUUAAAACUCCAGCAAAGUCUCCUGGUAGAUUUUUCUGCUUUUCCUCAGAGAUUUAUAGAUCUUCUUCAGCACUGUAUCCAAGAACAAGAUAAAGAAAUCCCAAGGUUUUUGCUACAGCUGGUUUCUUCAGGAUCUAGUUUAGAUCACACACCUUCAUUUCUAAAUGUGGUUGAGACAAAUCCAUUUAAACAUCUUACCCAUUUAUCACUAAAAUUCUUAGCAGGAAGUGAUGCUGAAAUCAAGAAAUUUUUGGCAUCCUGCCUCAAAUCUAUUAAGGAAGAAAAGUUAUUACUGGAAGAAAAACUUAGCAGAACAGAGGAGAACCUUACAAGACAGCUGAAUUAUACACAGCAGAACUUGUCAGAAAAGAGCAGAGAACUAGAUAACUUAAGAAGUGAAUGGGCCUCCAAGACAGCAUCAUUGAACAGUAAACAUGCUCAGGAAUUGUCAAAUGAGAAGGAAAAAACUCUGCAGGCACAAGCACAUUAUCAGCAACAGAAUGAUCAACAGAAAAGAGACAUGGAAAACUUGCAUCAGAAAACUGUCCAGCAACUGCAGAACAGGCUGAAGGAGCUGGAACUUGCUAACAAAGACUUAACGGAAAGGAGAUACAAAGGCGAUUCAACAGUCAGGGAACUUAAAGCAAAAUUAUCAAGUGCAGAAGAUGAAUGCCAGAGAAUGAAGCAAGAAGUUCUAUCCUUACGUCGGGAGAAUACCACCUUAGAUGCUGAAUGCCAUGAAAAGGAGAAGCAAGUUAAUCAAUUGCAAAUGCGAGUUGCUGUUUUGGAACAAGAGAUCAAAGAUAAGGACCAGCUUGUUGCCAGGACAAAAGAAGUAUUAGAAGCCACACAAGAGCAAAAGGCAAACCUGGAAGAAAAUGCAGAAAAGAAACAAUUUCAGAUAGGAAAACUGGAAACCUCACUGAAAGCUCUGUCAACUGAGUUCCUUAAGGCCAAUGAGAUAAUAAAGAAAUUGCAAGGAGAUGUAAAAACGUUAAUGAGUAAGUUGAAAUUGAAAAACACAGUAACAAUUCAGCAAGAAAAGCUCUUGGCUGAAAAGGAAGAAAAAUUACAGAAAGAACAAAAGGAAUUACAGGAAGUGGAAAGUUCUCUUCGAGAGAAAGAACAAGAGAUAUGCAAAUUGCAGGAACAAUUAGAAGCUACAGUACAAAAGCUGGAAGAAAGCAAACAUCUUCUCAAAACAAAUGAAAAUGUCAUCACAUGGCUGAAUAAACAAUUGAAUGAAAUCCAGCUGGCAAGAAAGCAUGAAAUGCUAGGAACAUCUACAUCUAGCAACACUGUUUCAAGAACUGGCAGCUCUCCUCACAGUAUGGCUGAUAAUAGGAUUACAUCUUUAAACUCAGGACUGAAUUAUCCCAUCUCCCCCUUGCUAGCUUUCCAAAGCUUCCCAGAAGCAGCUGCUGUCAAAAAUGCCAACCAACAAAUAUCAGGAACAAAGCAGGUUCACUUCAAUGUGCAGCUCUCAGAAACAAAUAGAUGUUCAGAUGCUCAGCCAGGGAUUCCUGGGCUGAUAGGUCAUUCAGCCAAUAAAGAAAAUGGUGAAAAUUUGGGAUUGGAAACAAAAUAUUUAAAGAAAAGGGAAGAUAGCAUACCUUUAAGAGGACUCAAUCAAAACACAGCUCAAAACACAGGAUAUAUGAAGUCCUCUGCACCAAAAAAAGUGCAGCUUCCAUGUAAGCCUGCAGCACCUUCUAAAACUUCUGCCUACUUUCCUGGAUAGCAUAUUGUAAUUAAAGGUUUACAACAAUUUUGAUCACCAUUAUCAGUUACAUGCAUUUGUUUCCCUUUUGAAGUACCAACUUUACAUUUUUACAAAAUAGAUUUCUGGGUACUAAAGUUAACUAGUUCUAGGACAUUUACAUUUAUGUUUUUCUACAAAAUGAAAUGGAUAUUUGUUUAUUUAAUGGAUAGAUGUCUAGAUUCUAUUUGGUUGUUCUCAAUAGUUCAUUUGCAUUUUUGCAAUAUACGAGGUAUUUGCUUUCUAUUUUAGGUAUCAAAGAUGCACUACCUGAUAAGAAUAACUUAUUGUUGUUUCUAUGACAGAAAUUUAUGGAAUGUGGGGCUCAAAAGUGAAAUUGUGGAAGGCUUAAGGAGGAAUUUACCUGACACAAACAGAAUUGCCUGCAGAAUUUUGGAGCUUAAUUCUUCAGUGUCUAUGAUGCAGGGUGUUCUACUUAAAUUCAGUGCAAUGCAAAUAGAUCUGCCUUAUUGUUCUACCUAUAUAAUACUGCAAUCUCAGGAAGGGUUAUGGCAGAUGGGAUGAGACUCCUGGAUCUCUUAUGUAUGUCAGUCUGAAUAAGCAUAAACUUUCAUACUAUCUUUCAUUUAGCAGUUUUUGGUUAUUAUAUCGAAAACGAACAGAUUUUUUUAAAAAUUGUGUCGAAGUAGAAUUUUUUCCAAUUAUUUAUACAUUUAAAGAUUAUGUAAUGAUGUUUCUACAUGGCCAAACUACAUAUUUCCAGCUUGAAUAGCCAACUCUGCUGUUCAACCAUUGGGGUAUCUUGGCCAUAAAUAAAAAAAUAUGACAAUGUCUGAAGUAAUGAAACAACUUUUAAACACAAUAUUUUCUGGUUUCCAACCAUGGUAGAAAAACAUAUAAACUAGCUCAGUGCUGUUCUUUUUAUUACUUUUGGAACGCAUUUGAGUCCAGUAUGCAAAUUGAUUUUAGUAAUUUUAAUGGAACGACCGGUAUUAAUAACAUGAUUUAGAGAUGCAGUAUUAGUGCCCACAAAUCUAUAAUAAACAUUUAUUUUUGAAUUUACCCGAUUUUAAAAUUCCUGUGCUGUUAGUUAACAAUAUUGGCACAUUUUGUCCAGGGUUUAGAAAACAAUACUUUAAAACCAUUGCUGAAUGUUGGUAUAUUUUUG
This is a messenger RNA of Pseudonaja textilis, 3124 nucleotides long. It is a transcript of the gene SASS6, whose product is annotated as SAS-6 centriolar assembly protein. Gene Ontology annotation, cellular component: centrosome; centriole. Gene Ontology annotation, biological process: centriole replication; spermatogenesis. NCBI's taxonomy places the organism in Eukaryota, Metazoa, Chordata, Lepidosauria, Squamata, Elapidae. The record is from RefSeq and is a predicted model, not a curated record.